Molecule: messenger RNA, 1181 nt
Organism: Panicum hallii
Lineage: Eukaryota; Viridiplantae; Streptophyta; Magnoliopsida; Poales; Poaceae
Product: tetrapyrrole-binding protein, chloroplastic
Exons: 1
Coding region: 204-1013 (269 amino acids)
Biological process (GO): chloroplast-nucleus signaling pathway
Cellular component (GO): chloroplast
Molecular function (GO): tetrapyrrole binding
Source: RefSeq, a predicted model, not a curated record
CCUACAAAACCACCACCAAAAUCUCUCACAACCCCUGACAGAUCACAACAAAAGUUACACAUACACAAGGCAACACACUCUCAAUUCUCCACACCACACGACCACCAGCUCAGCUCUCACUAAACCUCAUCCACUCCUUUAUCAUCGUCUCCCUCCCUCUCAUCUCCCUUCCCUCCGUUCUCAGCUCAGUCCUCCUGCCAUCAAUGGCGAAUGCUUCUCUCCAGUCCUUUCUUCUUCCCCAACACCAUUCUUUCGUCAACACUGGCGGCAGCCAUGACAGCUCCCCUUCUGCACUACUCAAGCUCUCUACCAACAGCAGCAGCAGCAUUUCCUUCAGGCUCUACUCCAACACCUCCCCCUCGGUGACCACAACCUCGACCACCAACUCAUCAGCUCCGACUCCAGUCACCCCUGCCGCAGCAGCAGACUCGCCACCCACCCCCUCCAUAGACCUGCUUGGUCGCCAGCUCGCAGCAGGGGACUACCGUCAGGCUGAUGAAACCACCCGUGCGCUCCUCAUAGAGCUUGCAGGGGAGUCUGCAAGGCGCCGAGGGUACGUCUUCUUCUCCGAGGUCCAAUUCAUCUCCGUGGAGGACCUCCGCGCCAUUGACAAGCUCUGGAAGGAGCACAGCAAUGGCAAGUUCGGGUACAGUGUUCAACGGCGGCUUUGGGAAAAGUCACGUUGUGACUUCACCCGCUUCUUCAUCAAGGUUGGCUGGAUGAAGAAGCUAGACACCGAGAUAGAGCAGUACAACUACAGGGCAUUUCCUGAUGAGUUCAUUUGGGAGAUGAAGGAUGACACACCUGAAGGUCACCUGCCGCUCACCAAUGCCCUCAGGGGGACACAGCUGCUGGGGAACAUCUUCACCCACCCGGCCUUCGUGGAAGAGAGCCAGGAAAACCAAGCCGCGGCGGAGGAGAGUGUUACAGCUGCUGGCCAGAGCAAAGAUGAUAACAAAGGGAGGGAGAGACCAAACUUUAUGAAAGAUUUCAAGCCUAACUACUCCUUUUGAGCCUGGAAAAAAAAAAGGCAUGGGAGUUUGUGAUGCAGAGAUGUUGGCAUGGUGUAAUUGAUUUAAAAGAACAUGUAUCUGUAGUUCUGUUUUUCGUACUUUCUUGAACAUGCAUGAGAAAUUGUGCAAUAUAUUAUGAAUAUAAUUGGUUCAGGUGUUUGCUCUGCA